Molecule: messenger RNA, 648 nt
Organism: Argentina anserina (silverweed cinquefoil)
Lineage: Eukaryota; Viridiplantae; Streptophyta; Magnoliopsida; Rosales; Rosaceae
Exons: 1
Coding region: 1-648 (215 amino acids)
Source: RefSeq, a predicted model, not a curated record
AUGGACACUGCAUCCUUACCUAUUCAGGGAGAAGCUAGUGGUAUUCUUAGAGCUAUGAGAACCUUUGAGUUUGUGUUUUGUUUGAUUAUGAUGGAUAAAGUCAUGAAAGUCACAGAAGUACUUUGUCAAGCAGUACAACGAAAAAACAUUGACAUUGGAGAAGCAAUGAAGUUUGUUCAAUGUACAAAAGAAAUUCUACAAGAUAUGAGAGAUGAUGGUUGGGAUGAUUUAGUUAUGGUUCUUACAUCUUUUUUUGAGAAACAUGAUAUUGUUAUGCCUGAUAUGAAUGCUCGUUGGUUUGAUGGUACGGGUCGUGCAUGUCAACAGAAGAAUUUCAUUACCAAUGAGCACCACUUUCGUGUAGAGGUAUUUAAUGCGGUACUUGACUUUCAAUUAAGUGAGCUAAAUAAGAGGUUCAAUGACAGAUCUUGUGAACUCCUUGUGCUCACUUCAACUUUGGAUCCUCAUGAUAAGUUCAGCCUCUUCGAAACUCAAAAUGUACUCUUUCUUGUUAAGAAGUUUUAUUCUCAAGAUUUUAUGCAUGAUGACCUUCUUACUUUGGAAUUGGAGUGUGCAUAUUAUAAGAAGGAUAUGACUCACGAUGUAGCAUUUCACACCUUAGAUUCUUUGUCUGAUAUCGGCUUAUAA